AUGGCAGAGGACGGGCUCCUUUUCCGGGGACUUGCCCGGGUCUAUGGUCACACAAAAAUCCCCGUCGUGGCCAUCAUGUCUUCUGGAAGCCUUGCAGGAUCAUGGCAUUACUCUUUGAGUUCAGCCACAUUGCAAACCUCAUGGCAGUUGCGUCCCUGCUUGCUUACUCCCAUGGUGUCCUUCUCGGUCCUUGUUCUCAGGUAUCAGCCAGGUCAGAAUUUAAGUAAGAGUGAGAAAACGGAAGAAGAAACUGAGAUGGAGCUUGUACCUGUAGGAAGUCCUUUGGACUCUGUACCUGAAGCAGGAACCUCAAACAUUCUAAAGAGCCUGUGGUUCCCUACCAGCACCACCCCCACCCGGAAAUCUGGCCAGAUUGUCUAUGGAUGUGCCUUCCUGCUUGUUCUCCUGCUGAGCAUCCUGAGCCUGGUCCUGGCCCAGUGGCCCAGACGUGUGUUCUCUGGAGACCCCGCGCUCACAACAGUGGCUGUGCUGCUGCUGCUGCUCAUCACUGGGGUGACGGCCAUCAUCUGGAGGCAGCCCCAGAGCCCCAGACCUCUUACAUUCAGGGUCCCUGCUCUGCCUGUCCUCCCGCUGGUCAGCAUCUUCGUGAACCUUUACUUGAUGAUGCAGAUGACCUCUGGGGCCUGGAUCCUCUUUGGCAUCUGGAAUGCCAUUGGAUUUGCCAUAUACUUUGGAUAUGGGGUCCGACACAGCUUGGAGGAGAACAAUGAGCCACCAGCCUCCACCUCCCAGACUCCGGACUAAAACACCCCUAGUGAUGAAGCAUCUUAGCCAAAGGAAAUAGAUGCUGUGUGGACCCCUCCAUACACUGGAGGUAUCCGCUGGUUCAAGGCACACUUUGAGCCUCUAUGGACUGUGCAAGUGGAAAGCAUUUAGUGCCCUGUAUUUAUUGCCAGUGGACAAAAUGACUUUGCUAUUGUAUAAUUUUUAAGUAAACUCUCUUAAGCUUAAUAUGCAUCAGAAGAUUGCAUGCUUCAUAAGUGUGUAGUAAGAUGAAUCUUCACAAAGAAAGUAUUAUGAUGUUACUGACAACUAGAGGAAGAAAUAAAAUAUUAGCCUACAC
This is a messenger RNA of Capra hircus (goat), 1084 nucleotides long. RefSeq names its product cationic amino acid transporter 3-like. Gene Ontology annotation, molecular function: amino acid transmembrane transporter activity. The record is from RefSeq and is a predicted model, not a curated record. Lineage: Eukaryota; Metazoa; Chordata; Mammalia; Artiodactyla; Bovidae. Bases 1 to 765 code for a protein of 254 amino acids. The transcript has 6 exons. Gene Ontology annotation, cellular component: plasma membrane. Gene Ontology annotation, biological process: amino acid transport.